GAAAAGGGUUUGGAGCGUUCGUUGCGUGCCACAGAGCAGCAGUACCACAUGCAGCUACAAAAUCUAGAAGCUGAGAUUGAAUGCUUAGAGAAAGAGCUACUGGAAGUGAGAAGAAGUAUUGAGAAACAGCUUCAAGAGCAUGAAAUUCUCCUGAACACAAGGAUGAAACUGGAGGAGGAGAUAGCAACAUAUCGCAGUCUGCUUGAGCAAGAAGAGAACAGGUUUCGUUGCUCUAUACCUGACCAAAAGGAUGACAAAAAGCCCACCACUAGCAAGAUUGCCUUUACGCUGCCUUCAGUUGGUGUAGAAAAGCAUGAAACUGAGAAGGUGGAACUGAUGACAAAACAAGCAAUCCUGGAUGGAAAUAUUAUGAAGGAAAGCGCUGAAGCUCAUGGCACUGUACAGUAAGAUAAACAUGAAUUUAACAAAACAAGAA
Mesitornis unicolor (brown roatelo) is the source of this 436-nucleotide messenger RNA. It is a transcript of the gene KRT222, whose product is annotated as keratin 222. The transcript is spliced from 3 exons. The annotation marks the transcript as partial. Lineage: Eukaryota; Metazoa; Chordata; Aves; Mesitornithiformes; Mesitornithidae. The record is from RefSeq and is a predicted model, not a curated record.